This is a messenger RNA of Phragmites australis (common reed), 809 nucleotides long. Its product is annotated as 36.4 kDa proline-rich protein-like. The record is from RefSeq and is a predicted model, not a curated record. The transcript has a single exon. The coding region runs from base 60 to 539 and encodes 159 amino acids. Lineage: Eukaryota; Viridiplantae; Streptophyta; Magnoliopsida; Poales; Poaceae.
CCCCCGCUGCCCUUCUUCCCUCGCACCAUCUAAGCUAAGCUCAAAGCUAGCCACACGCCAUGGCCGCCGCCGCCGCCAAGAACCACCGCAUUGUUCCCCUCCUGCUCGUUGCUGCCACACUGAUCGCGCAGCUCGCGCCGGCCGCGGCCUGCCCCUACUGCCCGACGCCGAAGCCUUCGCCGCCGCCGCCCCCGCCCCCGAAGGUGAAGCCACCGCCGACGCCCGUGCCGUGCCCUCCGCCGCCGGCCACGCCGACGCCUCCGUCGCCGACACCGUCGGGCAAGUGCCCCAUCAACACGCUGAAGCUUCUGGCGUGCGUGGACGCGCUCAACGGGCUCGUGCACGCCGUGGUCGGGGCCAAGGCCAGCGAGGCGUGCUGCCCGCUGCUCUCCGGCGUGGCCGACCUCGACGCCGCGCUCUGCCUCUGCACCACCAUCAAGGCCAAGGCGCUCAGCGUCAGCGUCGUGCUGCCCAUCGCCAUCGAGGUGCUCGUCAACGAGUGCGGCAAGCACGUGCCCUCCAGCUUCCAGUGCUCGUAAUUAAGUUCACUAAUUACUGCAUAUGUGUAUCAUUAUAUCUGAAGGCAUGAUGGGUUAAAGUUUUAUAGUACGUACGUACAUGAGCUCUGACGUCUUGAGGUGUAGAGCUGUGGAGUGUGCAUUUUGCAAUUGUCUACCGAUAUUGUAUCCUGAAGACGUGUGAUUUGUGGUUUUGGGUUUAUAAUAAUUAAGUAAGUUUAUGAAAAAACUGUGUAUGAUGUAUAUGAAUCUUCCGGUGUAUGCUUUGAAACAUGUCAACUUUCGUGUCAA